CCUUAACUUUUAAUACAACUACACAGUAAUUAAAAACAGUGUCCCCAGUCUUCUUUAAUUGCAUAACCAAAAUUGGAGGGCAUCCCGUUUUAAAAACCUUGGGAAACACAGAAACCUCAAAACCCAGUUUUCUUUCUUACAGGAAAUGGUGUGUCCUGAGUUUUCUCAUCCUCAAUCUUCUUCUCCCAUGGCGAAACCUCGGAACCGGUCGUUUUGGUGUCUUCCCGAUGCCUUUCUUGUCUUUGGUGUUGCAUUUUUAGCUCUUUUAUUAGUAGCGUCAUUUUGGUCUUUUUUCACUCCAACACCAAACUUUGAACCCACUGUAACCGACCCACCCUCCAAGUUGAGCAUGAAUCCAGUCGAUUGCUCGGAAAGCGGGUUCGGAGUUAACUUAAAAUCCGAUCCCAAAGACCCCACCUUUUACGACGACCCGGAGAUGAGUUACUCCCUUGAAAAGCCGGUGAAAGAUUGGGAUCAAAAACGCGCAGAGUGGUUGAAGCACCAUCCUUCUUUCGCCGCCGGAGCACGUGAAAGAAUCGUUCUUGUAACUGGGUCCCAACCCAAGCCAUGUAAGAAUCCCAUUGGUGAUCAUUUACUCUUGCGUUUCUUUAAGAACAAGGUUGAUUACUGUAGAAUCCAUGGCUACGAUAUUUUUUACAAUAACUUGUUAUUGCACCCCAAAAUGGGUUCCUAUUGGGCAAAGUUACCUGUGGUUAAAGCAGCCAUGUUAGCUCACCCUGAAGCUGAGUGGAUCUGGUGGGUUGACUCGGACGCCUUGUUUACAGACAUGGAGUUUAAGUUACCCUUAGAAAGGUACAAAAACCAUAACUUGGUUGUUCAUGGUUGGCCUAAGUUGAUUUAUGAGAAGAAAAGUUGGACCAGUUUAAAUGCUGGGGUUUUUCUGAUUAGGAAUUGCCAAUGGUCUAUGGAUUUGAUUAACACUUGGUCUAGCAUGGGUCCAAUGAGUAAAGAUUAUGAGAAGUGGGGUCAGAUUCAACGAUUAACGUUCAAAGAUAAGCUUUUCCCUGAAUCAGAUGAUCAGUCGGCUCUGGUUUAUUUGCUUUAUACAGAAAAAGAGAAAUAUUAUGAUCAUAUUUAUUUGGAAGGAGAGUUUUAUUUUGAAGGGUAUUGGGUUGAGAUUGUUGGAGGGUACGAGAACACAACGGAGAGAUACUUGGAGAUUGAGAGAGGGGCGCCAAAGUUAAGGAGGAGACAUGCUGAGAAAGUGAGUGAGCAAUACGCAGCGUUUAGGGAAGAAUUCCUGAAGGAAGCUGGGAAUGGGAAAGGGAGUUGGAGGAGACCAUUGAUCACUCAUUUCACGGGUUGUCAGCCUUGUAGUGGUGACCAUAAUCUGAUGUAUGCUGGGGAGUCUUGUUGGAAUGGGAUGGUCAAAGCUUUGAACUUUGCUGAUAAUCAGGUGUUGCGCAAGUAUGGGUUUGUGCACUCGGAUCUACAUGAUUCCUCCACUGUUACUGAAAUUCCCUUUGAUUACCCUGCGGAUGAGGGUCCAUGGUGAAAACCAAUACAAAACAUACAAAAAGACAGAGAAGAGAAUAGCUAGAGUGAAGCAAUGCGCGAAUUUAGCAGCAUUCAUGCCAGGGCUCUGCUCUUUCUUUCUACUUUAUAAGAGGUGCGGUUGAAAUGGAGAAAUGUUGCUGUUAAAUCCCAUCCAGCAGAAGUUUGUUAAUUUUGUCAUCAUAUUUUUGGACAUGCCUUACUUUGCUUUGGAUGUGAUUAUUAGCCGUUAAUUGCUCUUCAGGUCUUGCAGAAAGUGCCGUGAAUAUUUAUAUAAAGACCUUGAUUAUAGCAAUAUAAUUUGAUCCAAUAUCAGCUUAUUAUUGUUA
Molecule: messenger RNA, 1844 nt
Organism: Gossypium raimondii (Peruvian cotton)
Lineage: Eukaryota; Viridiplantae; Streptophyta; Magnoliopsida; Malvales; Malvaceae
Product: putative glycosyltransferase 7
Exons: 2
Coding region: 146-1516 (456 amino acids)
Cellular component (GO): endosome; membrane; trans-Golgi network
Molecular function (GO): galactosyltransferase activity
Source: RefSeq, a predicted model, not a curated record